AUGAAGCUAUCAUCAACACUGAAUUUGAACCCUCUCACUUUUCAAUCCAAAUUCAAAUUCACACUUUCCAUUCUCAACUCUUUUUCUUUCUCUUCUCUCUCCAAAGACGAUACCACCCAAUGCAAUCGCAAUUUCAACAACAACGCCAUCGACCGAAUACUUCUCCGCUUUCGCACUUUAUCCGAACUUUCCAAUCAUCAUCAUGAUGAACCUACCCGAACCCUACCGCCACAUCAAUUUUUGCACCGACAAUGGCUUCGCUCCGAUGACGCGAUUUUUCCAUCGGAGAACAACGAAGAGAAGGUAUUGAAGAAGAAAAAGAAGAAGAACGAAGUGAUGGCACAGUGUUUGGCGGAAGAAGAACUGAAUCGAUUGCGAACAAUCGGAAUGAAUCUCAAGGAGAAAAUCAGUAUCCCUAAAUCGGGUCUCACGCGUCCUGUCCUACACAAAAUUCAUCAUCAGUGGAACAAUAGCGAGUUGGUGAAGCUCAAGUUUCAUGAGUUUCUUUCCCAGAAUAUGAAACUUGCUCAUGACAUCGUUCAGGUACCUCUCUUUCUUCCUUCUUUUUCAUCAUCACCAUCGUGGAUACCUGUUCACAUUAAUAUUUAUCCUAUGCUGCACACCAUAGUUUUCUAAUAACUUUUAAAUAAAUAAUUAUAUAAAAAAAGUAAAUUAUUAAAGAAUUUAUCAUAUAUUAAAUAAAUAUAAAUGUAUAAUUAUAUUAAAAAUAUUUUAAGAAGAUAGUAUAAUUGUAGUGUGGAUUAAGAAGUUUCCGAUUGGGGCUUAAGUAUUAUCUAAGAGAGGUUGAGCAUCGUAUUUGGUAUGCAGAGAGAAAGUUUUUUAUUUUGUUAUUUUUUAUUUCAACUAUUUUCAAUUAUUACUUGGACAAAAAUGGCGGCUUAGUUACUAUUUUGCUUCAAGUGGUGACUUUCAUUUAAGCAUAAAAUCAUGUUCAUAUGGAAUAUUUCAUGAUGAAAUGGUUGGGAAUAAAAUCAUGUUCAUAUGGAAUAUUUCAUGAUGAAAUGGUUCGGAAUCGAGCUCUUCUAAAAAAAUAAUUUACCGAAAAUAUUUCUACUAAAAAUACAUUUUAAAAUUGAAUUUGAAAAGUUGGAUGGUAUUUAUCAUGUUUUAAAUUUUUAAAAUAGAAUUUAGAAAGUUGUGUGAUACUUAUCACCCUUUCUCUUUUCAAGAAAAAAAGGUGAAAUUUCCAGGAUACUCUAAAAAAACCGUUUCAAAUUUCAAUUAAGUUUGUCAUUAAUAAAUUAUUAUUAACUGUACUCUCUAUUAGUAAUUAUUAUAUUUCAAUUCCGUUUUGACCGCGUGUUAGAUUAUUAUUAUUAUUAUUAUUAUUAUUAUUAUUAUUAUUAUUAUUAUAAAA
This is a messenger RNA of Vicia villosa (hairy vetch), 1378 nucleotides long. Its product is annotated as CRM-domain containing factor CFM3, chloroplastic/mitochondrial-like. The transcript has a single exon. Gene Ontology annotation, molecular function: mRNA binding. The coding region runs from base 1 to 636 and encodes 211 amino acids. Gene Ontology annotation, biological process: RNA splicing, via transesterification reactions. Lineage: Eukaryota; Viridiplantae; Streptophyta; Magnoliopsida; Fabales; Fabaceae. The record is from RefSeq and is a predicted model, not a curated record.